GAUCAAUACUCGGACCACUCAUCCGCUGUUGACGUUUCCUUGUUUGCCGACGACAAAAAAUGCAUCUCAGUUAUUGAAUCACCGGUUGACGCCUGUGUCCUUCAAGCUAAAGCGAGAAACGUGGAGAAAUGGGCUGAGUUUUGGAGGCUCAAAUUCAACGCCGAAAAAUGCAAAGUUCUGAGCGUUACAAGAAAACGUCAUCCUCUUGUUGCUGAAUACAUUGUCAACGGUAAAACUUUGCAGCAUGCUUCCUCCCAGAAAGACCUCGGAGUGACGGUUUGUUCAGAUCUCAGAUGGAACACUCAUAUUUACGAGCAAGUUACGAAAGCCAACCGCCUACUUG
Messenger RNA from Paramuricea clavata, 343 nucleotides. The record is from the annotation of a GenBank genome assembly. NCBI's taxonomy places the organism in Eukaryota, Metazoa, Cnidaria, Anthozoa, Malacalcyonacea, Plexauridae.